AUGUUCUGCAGGCCCCCCAGUAAUGCACAGUCCCUUUUCUUUCAGAUGCAUUUCAUCUUCUCAGAUAAGGUGGUGCUUUUGUUUGAUUUCUGGAGCGUCCACAGCCCUACAGGCAUGGCCCUUUCGGUGGUGGUAGUCCUGCUCCUGGCCGUGUUAUAUGAAGGCAUCAAGGUCGGUAAAGUCAAGCUGCUCCACCAAGCCCUGGAGAGCCUGCCAUUCCCCACCAACCAGCAGCUCACCGAGGAUACAGACUGGGAGUCAACAGGCUCAGGAUCCCCCACAGUCAACAGAUCGCUUCUCAGGUGGUUCCUGUAUCAUUUUGGCCAGUCGCUAAUCCACAUCGCUCAGGUGGUCAUCGGCUACUUCAUGAUGCUGGCUGUCAUGUCCUACAACACCUGGAUUUUCCUCGGCCUGGUCCUGGGCUCAGCUGUGGGCUAUUACCUCGCCUACCCACUUCUCAGCAUCGUUUAG
Molecule: messenger RNA, 471 nt
Organism: Elephantulus edwardii (Cape elephant shrew)
Lineage: Eukaryota; Metazoa; Chordata; Mammalia; Macroscelidea; Macroscelididae
Gene: SLC31A2
Product: solute carrier family 31 (copper transporter), member 2
Exons: 3
Coding region: 1-471 (156 amino acids)
Biological process (GO): copper ion transmembrane transport
Cellular component (GO): membrane
Molecular function (GO): copper ion transmembrane transporter activity
Source: RefSeq, a predicted model, not a curated record